UGCAGGGGAGCUUGCCUCGAUGCUCCCUGCCUGUCCAUGAGCCCUUAUUAUUUGCUCUGCUUACACCCUUCCCAGCCUCCUCACUCUCAGCUGUGUCCUCAGGGAGUUCAGAUGCCUACAGACAUCGUCUGUAUUCCUGGGCACGCUCCUAGACUGUUGUGGCUUCCUGGAUGCCGUCACGCAGGAUAACUCUAUAUCUGCAGAACGCAGCAGCUGUCUCCAGAACAUUAGCAAGACCAACUGCUCUGCUUUUUAAUUUUGGAAAAAACCUGGCUAUAAUGUUAUAGUUCACCCAACGAUGACGAUGUGCUUCAAAUAAUAUAAGACUCUGAACAGAAAACUCAGCUUAACCAUAUUUUAACAACAUAUGGCAAGCUGCACUCAGCAACGCUCCAUUUUGGAGCAGGCAGAAAAUAGGAUGCUAACGUGAUGCAACACAAAUGAUACGUUUUCCUGCCAAACCCUCGGAGUCGAUGUUACAUUUGUCCUGAGGUUGCUGCUGGUAUUUAUGAAAGUACAAACACAGGAAUUGGAGGAGGGUAAAACUGUAACCCCUCCAGUAACCGAGUCAUUUCCCCAAGCUGCUACUUGCUGCUCGGGUUGGUCGGGGAAUACAGACUUGUGGUUGAUGUCCUCUCUUUUCAGAACAGAUCAGGGGAGGAACAGCUAAGGCUGGCAACAGGCCAGCCCAGCCAGUUUGCCAGCCCCAAGAAGACUGAAAGCAGCUGAAACUGCGGAUCAAAUGUCAGGGCAUUUCAGGAAACAGCCCUGUGUUUGCAAAGCCGAUUGCUUUGCACUGAUUGCUGUUGCUUUCACCAUCGCAAUUCCAGGAGCCUUGAACUAGUUUCACUGCACGCGCAUCAGGCCGUUGCGUUGUCUAGGGGUGGGAAAGAGUGUGGAGAGCCAACAACAGAGGCAGAAGGAUGUGUCAGUGAUGGGGACUGGGAAUGAGCGUGCUAACCUCUGCACAAACACGAUUCGUGACUUGUGUCACGGUGCUGUUCACGAGCUGCAAACCCGGACAAGGAGCCGGUCAUGCAAUGGGUUGUACAAGCACGGAGCAAAAGAGCAGUUCCUAGUCCAAGCAAGCCUGCAAGCAAAAUCACUCCAAAUUGCUACUAAAAGCUCCCGCUGACUCUGAUCAUUAGAGGGCCCUAGAAACAGUUGGUGUUUGUCUGACAGAAAAUCCCUGAGGGAGGAAAAAUCCCAAUUGAUUCAUCAUUCUCCCAGUCCUACCAGCUGAGAGCUGCUUUCGCUCCCUCUGAACUCAGUGGGUUUGAGUGGAACAUCCGCCGUCACACUGGCAGCGAGCAGCAAGGGCAGCCUUGUUUUGCAGGAAUUGGUCCUUUAUUUUCUAAUUGCAACAGGUGUUGGACAACAAACCUUCCUGACCAUGUUCAAGACUGAGUGCCGCUCCCCGUCCUCUUCUUGAGAUUUGAAAGGAAUGAGAGAGCCGAGAGAGCAAGCCCUCCGGUCCCCCUGCUCUGCCAGAAUUAGCACGCCUGCCUUCUCAGUCGCAGAUGACAGCUUUGCCGAGUCUCACGAUCUGACUGGUUUUCUGCAGUGGGACCCAGUAGCCAGGAAGCAGCGAGAGUUUUCCUUUCUGCUUUGAAAAUCGGCCACUGGCAGGGCCAUGCUCAGGUGUGUCCUCUCCUAGCUCGGCAGCCGGCAGCUCCCAGGCCAGCUUCAACGGAACAGCUUCGAGAAAGUCCAGGGUGCUGCGGAGGCAGUCCAAACCCGUGGAGAUGACCGAAAAUGGCAGUCACCAGUUGGUGGUAAAGGCCCGGUUCAAUUUUAAGCAGACCAACGAAGACGAGCUCUCGGUUAACAAAGGAGACAUCAUCUAUGUCACCAGAGUUGAAGAAGGGGGCUGGUGGGAAGGCACCUUGAAUGGCAAGACAGGCUGGUUCCCCAGUAACUAUGUCAGAGAAAUCAAGUCCACUGAUAAGCCCCUUUCUCCCAAAGCAUUAAAAGGACUUGAAAGCGCACAGCUCACAAAGAAUUAUUAUCCCGUGGUCUUGCAAAAUAUCCUGGAAACAGAACGGGACUAUGCUAAGGAGCUCCAGUCACUUCUUGGAACAUACUUGAGACCCCUCCAGUCCUAUGACAAGCUCAGUGCUGCGGAUACCGCAUCCUUACUGGGAAAUGUUGAGGAGAUCUGCACGUUUCAGCAAACACUGAAUCAAGCCUUGGAAGAAUGUGCAAAGCUUCCUGAGAACCAGCAGAGAGUGGGAGGCUGUUUUAUGCACUUGAUGCCACAGUUCAGAGCUCUGUACCUCACGUACUGCGCUAACCACCCUUCUGCUGUCAAUGUCCUCACGCAACACAGCGAUGAACUGGAGAAGUUUAUGGAGAACCAAGGCGCACCCAACUCAGGGAUUCUGAUUUUGACCACAAGCCUCAGCAAGCCGUUCGUGAGGCUGGAUAAAUACGUUACCGUUCUCCAGGAGCUGGAACGUCACAUGGAGGAGGCGCAUCCAGAUCACGAAGAGGUUUUGAAAACAGUCACAUCCUUCAAGUCUCUUGUGUCACAAUGCCAGGAGCUGAGGAAGAGGAAACAGCUUGAAUUACAGAUCCUUUCAGAAUCCAUUCAGGGCUGGGAAGGAGAGGAUAUAAAGACUAUGGGAAAUGUAAUCUAUAUGUCCCAUGUCAUGGUUCAGUGCGGGGGAAGCGAGGAGAAAGAAGAGCGGUAUUUCUUGUUGUUUUCAAAUGUUCUCCUAAUGUUAUCUGCAAGCCCUCGGAUGAGUGGGUUCAUUUAUCAGGGAAAACUGCCAUUAACAGGAAUGUCACUCACAAAGUUAGAAGAAUGCGAAGGAAAUGACCACGCCUUUGAAAUCACAGGGAACAUGAUCGAAAGAAUCGUGGUGUCCUGUAACAGCAGCCAGGAUUUGCACGAAUGGCUUGACCAUUUGCAAAGGCUGACCAAAGGGACAUGCAACACGAUAUCAAAAACACAUCCGUGGAGUGCUCAUUCGUCUUUUAGUUCCACUGGACAGAUUCGUGGCCCACUGGAACCACCCAAAAUUCUUAAACCCUGGACCUUAAGUUGCCUCCGACCUGCUCCUCCACUCAGGCCAUCAGCAGCUCUGAGUUACAAAGAGAGGAUGUCUUAUAUCUUAAAGGAUUCCAGCAAGAGUCCAAAGACAAUGAAGAAGUUUCUCCCAAAAAGGAAAACUGAGAGAAAAGCAUCUGAUGAGGAGUUUGUCAUCAGAAAAAGUACAGCUGCAUUGGAAGAAGAUGCACAGAUUCUGAAAGUCAUUGAGGCAUACUGCACUGGUGCAGGCUUUCAGCAAACUCUCAGUUCAGGGUCCCGUAAGAACUCCAUCCCCCAAGUAUUACUUCCCGAGGAAGAGAAAAUUAUUGUGGAGGAAACAAGAAGCAAUGGUCAGACUGUCACUGAAGAAAAGAGCCUCGUAGACACUGUUUACGCACUGAAGGAUGAGGUCAAAGAGUUAAAGCAGGAAAACAAAAGGAUGAAACAGUGUUUGGAAGAAGAGCUGAAGUCCAGGAAAGAUUUAGAGAAGCUGGUUCUAAGGCUCCUGAAACAAGCAGAUGAAUGUGCCAGGGAAGAGGUGGGGCGCAAGUCAUCUAUCCUGGCCUGAACACUGAGCAAAACUGUUGGUUGUUUUUUGUGACCUCAGGUGUUCUUUGGAAGCAGAACUGGAUGCUUUGCCUCUUCUUGCUACUUAUUUUGGGGUAUUUUUGUUAUGAAGAAAGGAGGCGGGAGUGAAAAACAGGUUGUUUUUUUUGUCCCAUUCAAUAAGGAAAUCAUACAUACCACAAACAAGUAAACAGUCACAGAUAAAAUGGUCAGCAAGUGGUCUAUGAGACACAAGUCAUCUGCAGCAACUAAUACCUCAUUGCACCUGCUACUGGGAGCGAAUGCAAACUCUGUUAAUGAUUGCCAGUCCAAAGAGGGUUGGCAGUAGUUUCCUACUGAGGAAAUUCAAGCACUUUUUUAUGCUUUCAUUUUUAUUCUUUUUAAAGCACCCGGUACCUAAUUUAUUGAAUAGAAGGGUUACUGAGUUGGGUAAAAAUCAAAAAAAGCUAUGAGCAUUUCUGAGAGUCAAAAAUGGAAGCUUUUCCCAUCCAAAUAUUUUCCCUCCAUUAGUUGUUUGUAGUGAGCUCGAGCCCAGUAGUACUGUGGUUCCCACGUGGCCUUUAUAGAGAUUAAAAUGUGCAAUUAACAUUAUGACAUUUCUAAUUCAACUCCUUGGCACAGUACGAUCUGGAGUGUCUGUCAUCAGUGCAUUCAGAAGUUGCACUGGACAGUACUGCCUCCUAGCAGGCAACAGUUAGCACAGGGGUUAUCCACUGUGUUGCCCAUACUCCUUUUUCUGAUGCAUGCCUUCUAAUUCUUUUAUUCUGUUACAUUUUUGCUUCCUUAAUGUCCAUGUAUUGUAUAAGUUUCCCAGUGCUUUUACCUUGCAGUACAUGCCUCUCUGUAUGCAAUGCAAACUCUGCUUGACAAUGAUUUGCUUGAGGUUUUUUUUACAUUAGGAAUAGUUCCUUCUCCUUAGUUAGGAAAGCAAGCAGUGGCCACAUGGACAAGAGCUUGGACAAGAGCUGGAAUGGUCACCCAUCUCCUUGCGUGAAAAAAAAUCUGAAGUUCUUACAAAUAACUGUUAGAGACGCAAGCUAAAUGCAGUGGAUGUACACAGCAUGUGUGUACCAAAAGUCUAUGCCCUGCAUUUCCAUCUGGCCCUGGGUUACCUUACUCUUGUUACAUAUGCUCUUCCUUUUUCUUAGUCAUAUACCAUUUAAACUUUUUAACAGAGAGUCUGGACUAUGGUUACUUUUAUUAAUAUCAGGUGACGGAGAGCUCCCAAGAUAUGCAGAUGUAUCACGGACCAUUAUGUAGCCAUGCUGAUAAGUUCUUCAUGCAAGAAAUAUCCCUGGCAAUAACUGUAAGUCCCCCUAUUGCCAUUAGAGUUCAGCCAGGGAGGGGCAGAUCAGGCGAGAGAGCUGGAUUCUGGGAACAUGGCAAAGCCUAUGCAAAUGAGAUUGUGUUUAAUUCUAGCUACAUGGACUUGGACCUUGCUUGCCCUGGCUAGCACUCCCUGUCUCUAUCCUAAGUCCGUGGUAGUAGCCAGUCUCCAAAGCUACCUGCUAAAUGGCUGUUCUCUGAAUUUGUGCACGUGGAGCAAAGCCCUACUUCAGCUGACCACUGGCCAUGGCAACCUGUCCAACACGCGCUUACUUGCAAAGGGCAGAGAUUUGAAAUUUGGCAUGUGGCUGCAUGCCAUGGAGCUGGCGCAGCCAGUUUUCCAGCAUCGUCCUUCUACCAAGCCAGUGAUCUUGCGGGGAAGGCAGUAGUCUCACCUUUGUUCCUGCAGUAGCCGCGCAGUGUAUGCUGUUUUGCUGGCAUGCACGUAUGCAUAUGCCCAAGCGAUGUUUGGCUCAUGACAUGUAGCCAGUAAAAGAAAUCAAUGUCAGCAAUUUAUAGUCCUGCACCAAGGGUAGAAGUAUAUCCAUCAGGUUAGCGAGUUGAUUUGAAACCCAUGCUGUGUACAUAUGCAUGUUUAUAAGACUUUUAAUACAAUGGGAGACACGCUGGUACAUUUUGGAACAGGCGCAUGUACGGAGCGUUACAAGCCAAAAAAAAGUCAAUGAAUAAAGGAAAAGAAGCCAUGUCAAACUGAUAGCAGUGUUUCCAUAUUUACUUUGUUUACCGUACUCUGUAAAUAUGUUCCAGUUUGUCUGUUGUUAGAUGGAUGCUCUGUGUCCACUGCCUUCCAGUUUAUCUUUUGUCAUGUUGGUUUAUUUACUGUUCCUACUUAUGCAAGGUCAAUUUUUCUAACAUGUUUUUAUUUUGAACAGUUUUUUAAGUGACAUUUUCAACAAAUAAAGGAAGAUGAAAAUUGCUUCUUA
Alligator mississippiensis (American alligator) is the source of this 5871-nucleotide messenger RNA. RefSeq names its product Rac/Cdc42 guanine nucleotide exchange factor 6 (gene ARHGEF6). Gene Ontology annotation, molecular function: protein binding; guanyl-nucleotide exchange factor activity. Bases 1746 to 3602 code for a protein of 618 amino acids. The transcript is spliced from 20 exons. NCBI's taxonomy places the organism in Eukaryota, Metazoa, Chordata, Crocodylia, Alligatoridae. The record is from RefSeq and is a predicted model, not a curated record. Gene Ontology annotation, biological process: intracellular signal transduction.